Messenger RNA from Aspergillus japonicus CBS 114.51, 2211 nucleotides. RefSeq lists its product as uncharacterized. The transcript has 11 exons. Lineage: Eukaryota; Fungi; Ascomycota; Eurotiomycetes; Eurotiales; Aspergillaceae. Gene Ontology annotation, molecular function: transmembrane transporter activity. Gene Ontology annotation, biological process: transmembrane transport. Bases 1 to 2211 code for a protein of 736 amino acids. The record is from RefSeq and is a predicted model, not a curated record.
AUGCACAUUCUAUGUCUACACGGAGCCGGCUCGAACUCUCGAACAGCUGCCAUCCGGUAUGAACUCGGCGAUAACCACACCUACGACUUCAUCGAAGGCAACAUCCCUGCCGCAAUGCAGCCGGGUAAGCCUCACUCCCCCAUCCCUCUCCAGCACAAGCCUCCACAAGCAGGAACCAACGUGGUCGCAGGGAUCGAAGUCAUCGCGACCAAGGACGAGCCAAUGUACGCAUACUUCGACGAGAAGAACCCGGAGAGUGGAGGCGCCGUCUACAGACAUCUAGAGGAGCUGCUCUACCACGAAGGACCCUAUGACGGCGUCAUCGCGUUCAGCCAGGCAGGCACGUUGAUCCUGACCUACCUCGCGUAUCUCGCCAAACACAAGCCGCACUGCCCCCUGCCAUUCAAGUUCGCUAUCAUCCUCUCGAUCACCCACCCACCCCUAGACUACGAUGCCAUUCAGAGUGGGGAGAUCCGGCUGAUAGACCUCAGAGCCUACAGGGAUGCGGUUCGCAUUCCCACGGCGCACAUCUGGGGCGCGCGGGAUCUGGCGGCGAACGAGAUUGCGUUGACAAAUACCAUCUGCGCGGCGGGGGUGCGAUGGGUUGAAUGCAAGGUCCCGGGGGAAUCACGCAUUCACUCGUCGUACGGGUCUGAUUUCUUUUACCAAGAACGAUCUAGCAAUCAUCUAUCUGCUUUCCUCGCGGGAAUCCCGGUUGUCACUGCAACAUCAACCAGCAGCAGUCCCAGCGCAAUGGAUGUCAAUCACAAAACCCAUGGCUCGGUCCCCGAAUCGCACACCCUGCCAUCCUUGAGUGCCUCGUCGGCCGAAGAGCCGGACAAUGAGGCCUUUGGUCAGCCGAAGUACAUGCAUGGCCCUCGACUGUGGUUCGCUGGCGGCGGUAUUGCGCUGAGUUUGUUCCUCGCUACAGCUGAGAUCACAAUCAUUAGCACCUCGCUAGUCACCAUCAGCCGUCACCUGGACGCCAUUUUCAUUGCCUUCUCAGGCGGUUGCGCCGCUGCUCAGACCAUGAGUCAGCUUAUUGUCUGCCGCGCCUUCCAGGGCAUCGGAGGAUCAGGGGUCUUUACUUCGUGCCUUUUCGGCUUUAUCUGCCUUCUUCCUCCUGCCAAGUAUGACAUCGCCAGUGCGGCGGGGUCAGGUGUGCUGACGCUGGCGCUGAUCCUGGGUACAGUCAUCGGGGGUGGUAUCAGCAGCUCCGGCGCCUGGCGCUGGGUUUUCCUGUUCAAUGUUCCUGCCGGGGUAGUGGCCUGGGUGAUCAUCUGGAUCCUGGUCCCCAAAGACUUUGAACGUGCCCGAAAGGCCGAGAGGAGCCACGUGCAUGGGCCAUGGAGUUUCCUGACCAAGGCAGACACCGUUGGAUGCCUGCUGCUGCUCGCGUUCUCCGUCCUCUUCGUGGCCGCCUUCGAGGAAGCGAACAUCCGGUACGCGUGGUCGUCAGCCGCGAUCAUCAGUAUGCUAACGAUCUCGGGCGUGCUUCUGGCUGCGUUCAUCGCGUGGGAGUGGUCCGUGGCCAACCGCAAGUAUUGGGGCUUCGAGCCAAUCCUUCCUUGGGGCAUCCUCCGCAACCGAGUGUUGUUGGGAGCCAUACUUACGGCAAUCGGAGCCGGGGUGAAGGUCCUCGCCUUCGGCCUGGGCUCGCCUGUCGGCGCGGCGGUGUGUAGUCUCCUGGCCGGGCGAUUGCACACUCCCUUCGUGUAUCUCGCGGCGGCAGGGUCCGUGCUGCAGAUCGUGGGAGCCUUCCUCCUCUCCUCGAUUCCCCCCACUUUGGACAUCUGGCCGGGCCAGUACGGAUACAUGGUGAUCACGGGCAUGGGAACGGGGAUCUCCAUUGCGGCCCUGUACAUGUGUGUUCCGGUGGUGGUUACAAUGGAUCAAGUCCCGCUGACUAGCCCAACAGGAACUGCCAUGGGCCUGACGCUCCAAGCGCGCAUGAUCGGGGCCUCCCUCGGCGUGGCCAUUGUCAACAGCAUCCUGAUCGAUUACGUCAAGGGUCAUCUUCCGGCCACCGAGGCAGCAGCGGCGGAUCCGAACCUGCUCGCCGGGUUUCCGACGGCGACCCAGGAGGAGGUUCGCAAGGUCUACGCGGUGGGGUACAAUCGACAGAUGUACGCGGUUGGGGCGUUUGGAGCGGCGCAGUUGAUCGCUGUUGCCUUGAUGUGGAAGAGGAAGCAAGUCCGGUUUGUCAAGUGA